Molecule: messenger RNA, 1816 nt
Organism: Microplitis demolitor
Lineage: Eukaryota; Metazoa; Arthropoda; Insecta; Hymenoptera; Braconidae
Gene: Cdk5alpha
Product: cyclin-dependent kinase 5 activator 1
Exons: 4
Coding region: 675-1715 (346 amino acids)
Biological process (GO): activation of protein kinase activity; positive regulation of cyclin-dependent protein serine/threonine kinase activity
Cellular component (GO): cytoplasm; protein kinase 5 complex
Molecular function (GO): protein kinase binding; cyclin-dependent protein serine/threonine kinase activator activity
Source: RefSeq, a predicted model, not a curated record
AACGCGCGCCGAGUUUAGUGUAUUGAUCGAGCGCCAUAUUAGUCGCGGAGUUUUCUCCUUCGAGGGUGCGUGGCGACGAACUUGGUUUUAUUGGUGUAGUCGCUUAUUGGCCAGUGGCUGUUAAGACGACGGACGGAAAAAACACAAAAACAGUAGUCUAGAUAAUUUUAAAAAGUAAUAACUAUAGAAUAAGUUUUGUCUUUACGGUAAUAGACAGUAGUAAUUAUAAUUAGAGUGAUAAAAUAGUGAAAAAAAAAGUAAGUGAAGGCAUCAGGCUGGGAGGUCGUUUGAGUGAAGUUGUGGGUCCCGUCGUGGAGGAGGCCAUUGAGCCAGGGGAUGCGACCCCGCUGACGGGACCCGUUAGGGAGGUCUCAAUACCUCGAGCACCUCCGCCACCCCCGCGAAUCACGACCCCGAGUCCUCCGCGACCUCCACCUCCGCCGCCACCGCCUCAGCAAACUCAAGCCAAAGUCCAGAUCCAGAGCCAGCCCCAGCACCAGCAGCUGCACCAACUUCAGGUCCAUCUGCAUCCGAACCCCACGGAGACCCACCAGACGGUGAUCAGCCAGACGACAACAGGACUGACGCUGACUAAAAGCCACAGUUCUGUCCAGAUAAAUCACCAGCCCCAGCUUCUACACCAGAACAGCGAGCCGACGAGCAACAUCGUCACCAUGGGCACUGUCCUGUCCUUCAGCCCCAAGGAGAGACGGAACUCGUCCGUCUAUCCGCCAAUUGGGAGCCAACAUCCCAAUGAUUUCACUCUCAACAAUUUUAAUUACGAGCAGCUCAAUAACGCGAAAAAUAGGGAAAAUAAAAAUGUUGCUGCGGUCGCACCAGCGCCUGCUAAUACGAACAACAAUCCGCAGACGAAUAACAACUCGCUGCAAAAUAAUAACAUUAAUUUGAAUAAUGACAGCGCGAGAAUAAUUUCGGAAAAAAAUGCGCUGGAGAAAAAUCUCAAGAAACACUCGCUGUUUAUCAACGCGCUCUCCUGGAAGCGGUUUAGCACCACCAAUAACAACAAAAAGAAGCUCGAUAACAACAAAAAUAAAAAUAUUACUUUCAGGCAGCCGCUUGAUAACAUUCCUAUUGUUGACAAGAACAAAAAUAUCCAGACGCCGCAGACAAAAGCCCCGGCGUCAAACAACAAUCACACGACGCACAAUUUAAAAUGUGAAAAAAUAUCAGAAAGGCCACAGCCGGCAGGGCCAAGGAAAACAGUAAUCCAAGCAUCGACAUCCGAAUUACUGAGGUGCCUUGGAGUUUACUUGCAUGGAAAGUGCACAAGACUCAGAGAUUUUCAAGCUGGGGAUGCAGUCAUGUGGCUGAGAACCGUAGACAGGAGUUUGCUACUUCAGGGAUGGCAGGAUGUUGCGUUCAUCAAUCCAGCGAAUGUGGUCUUUGUCUACAUGCUGGUACGCGAACUGGUGGACGGGGAUGAGGCUUCGGAACGUGAGUUACAAGCCACGGUAUUGACGUGUCUGUAUUUGAGCUACAGCUACAUGGGAAAUGAAAUAAGCUACCCGUUGAAACCGUUUUUGGUGGAAGACAGCAAAGACAAAUUCUGGGACAGAUGUCUGCUGAUUGUUAACCGACUGAGCUCCAAAAUGCUGCGCAUCAACAGCGAGCCCGGAUUCUUCACGGAGAUUUUCACCGAGCUCAAGGUAUAUGACACCCCCUGGAGGCGUCCGUCACUGAACAUGGGUCUAUAAAAUCAAACCGGCUUGCUUGCGGAAUCGGGGAACGCGGGAGUCUUACUGGGAGUGGUCUCGAGCGAAGUCUCGUCGUCUCCGGAGUCGCAGUUCCAACCAAG